Messenger RNA from Meloidogyne enterolobii, 243 nucleotides. NCBI's taxonomy places the organism in Eukaryota, Metazoa, Nematoda, Chromadorea, Rhabditida, Meloidogynidae. The record is from the annotation of a GenBank genome assembly.
AUGGAGGAAACAGAAACAGACUCUGAUUCACCAAUAAUAAUGAAAAAUAUGCGCACAAAGGCGUCAUCGUCUUCAGAAUCGACAGGAACGUUUGAUAUAAGUUCAACAAAUUCAAAUAUUGAAAAAUCGGCUGAAACAUCACACAAGGUGAUAGAUCACACCCGGCGGGGAAUUCUUUGGCUAUAUGUGGAUGACAAGAAACUUUGGGAAAAACACGAAAUUACACUAUAUUCUUCAAAGUAA